This is a messenger RNA of Spinacia oleracea (spinach), 1841 nucleotides long. RefSeq names its product zinc finger BED domain-containing protein RICESLEEPER 4-like. The transcript has 3 exons. NCBI's taxonomy places the organism in Eukaryota, Viridiplantae, Streptophyta, Magnoliopsida, Caryophyllales, Amaranthaceae. Bases 98 to 1057 code for a protein of 319 amino acids. The record is from RefSeq and is a predicted model, not a curated record.
CCCCCCCCCCCCAAAAAAAAACCUCGUUUAACCCUAAACCCUAACACAUUUCAAUUCAUCGACGGUAAUCAAUUGCAGAAUUCUGGACCAGGAUAACAUGUCAGGGCCGUCUAGGGCUAACAGAACUGACGAGGAGCGAGCAGAAGAUGCCCGACAGGGCUUUGCAAAGUUGAUAUGUUAUCAUAAAAUGGCACCACACACGAUCUGUGGUGGAGCUUUCAUAGAUUUAAUUCAUGACAUCAAGCCUGACCUGGUUUCAAACUUCAAGUUUGAGAUCCUUGAGCGUAAUUGCUUGAAAUUAUACAAGGCAGAGCAAUGUAUCGCGAAGGAAACUUUCUCAAAACUUGCUGGACAAAUCAGUCUCUCGGUGGAUUUACUUGUUCACAAGAAACGACGGGAUCAAAUCGAUCAAUAUCUUUGCUUAAGUGCACACUUCAUCGACGAUGAUUGGAAACUCCGAAAAUGGGUUAUUAAGUAUUGUGGUGUUUCCGAUGUGAAUAUGGACCUGCCAUCUGAAGCCAUUUUGAAGUCUCUGAAAGAAUAUGAUAUUGAGACCAAAAUACUCUCUUUGACUGCUGCAGGAACUGGUGACUUGGCUAAUAUUGUGAAGGAAAAUGUUCAUGAACGGUUGAAGCUCCCAAUGAAUGGUCAAUUGUUUCAUGUGCAGUGUAGUUGUGAUGUCAUAAGCUGUAUGGUUAAGAAAGGAUUCGAGGAGAUUGAUGAAAUUGUUGACAAAGUUAAAUUGUCAGGUUGGUCCAAAUCACUGCCUUUAUGGAAUCUUACAAGCUGUAAUCUAUUACAUGCUUUAAGAAAAUUUUCUAAGAACGGACGGGAAAAGAUCAGGAAGAUUUGCAAAAUUACAGAGAGAAUUGAUGAAAUCACUGAAGCGUUAUUUGAGUUUAGGAGGCCAACACCUAAUCUGUUUCUACCACACCUUCAGGAGAUUCGGGCUUACCUUGUUCAUGAGUCGGCCAGUUCAGAUGCAUUUGUUAGUCUUGUGGCACUGAAAAUGCUCGAGAUCUUGAAUAAGGAAUUUCUUAGAGUUUUGUCUGUCUGACUCAUGUGCAACCAUUGUUUUAGAGAACAUUCGCAAGGUAUAUGAUGGCUACGCGGUGCAAUGUGAUCAAAAGGAGUACCUUUUGAGCUAUUCAAGUGAUGAGUCAGGGGAAUAUGAUGAUCCUGAUGAUCAGGAUGAGGAUGAUAGAAGGUCUAGAAUACAUGCCCAAAAAGAAGAUCGUAAUAAUAGUCUGAAAAACCUGAAUGUAGUAAAAGAGUAUUUCCAGUCAGUGGAAUCUAAGAAUGGUGAAUCUCAAUGGUCAGAUUUGGAUAUGUAUCUGGAAGAGCCGGUCUUACCACGGAUGGAGAACUUCAGCGUGUUGGACUGGUGGAAAGAAAACGGGUUCAAGUAUCCUCAGCUUUCUAGGAUGGCUCGCGACUUCUUGGCUAUUCCUCUGUCUGUUGCGAGACACACUGAUGCAUACUGCACUGAGCGAAGGGAAGCUGAUUGGACAUUGUUGUCUUUGGAACCUGAACUGAUGAAUGCUUUGAAGUGUACAAGGAGCUGGAAAUUUGGUGAUAAAAAAAGAAAUUAAGGUUCAAGAAUGUUUUCUGCGGCUGUUACGAGGUCAUGAGUGCAGCUAGGCCUCUGAAUUUUGAAGUAUAGUAUGCCUUGUGGUGAUUUUCUUUAUUGCUAGUUGGUAUUAAGCAUGCUUUAGCUGAUAUUUUGUAGUAAUACUACUAUAGUUUACGGGUGAUGUUGGCUCCUAGCAUACAUUGGCUAUCUUUGAACUUUCAAGCAGUCAUUAUAUGGUGCUUCCCUAUUACACCCUUGUUGUUCAAAA